AUGAGCGAUACUGCAACAACGCGAAGUGGCUUAACAAGUGGCUUGCCAACACCGACUCCAUGGGAACAACAAUCCAACCGUCGCCCCCCUAGUGACAAUGGGAGCCGAUUUAAUAAUCGGGAUCCGUCAUUAUUGAAUCGGGAUCCGUCAUUUUCAAACCGCCGCGACAGUCGCGAUACUAGUAGCCAACGUGAGCGUGUCGAGCGACUCACUACAAACUCACAACCCCGCCAACCACACUCGCGAAAUGGUAGUGCAGCCGGCUCCUCGGGCGAAUAUAACGAGGGCCAACAUACCAGUAGCGGGAGACGUCACGACUAUGAUGUGCAAGCCAUGGAAUCAGAUCUCAGCCCUCGUCCGGGUGUCACCAAGAAUCCAAUCCCCGCCCCAAUCGUCACUGUCCGCAGCGAAUUCCCCACUAUGAACCGGUCUCGCCAGCAACAAUCACUUACUUGCUUGAUUACCGUGGAAGUACCAGAAGGAAAUUGGCGUCCUAAUGCCGACGAUUUACGACAUGGCCCAACAACCCAGGAGCAAAUGGAUGAGCCAUUCUCAGCACGGUUCGGAGGUUCUCAGGAUUCCCGUUCAAUUCAGCAAGAGCCAGCAGAGAAUUUGGAUGAUGUUGCCGAGGAGCUGAGGAAUCGAGUGGACAACUGGCAUGGUCUGGAAUUCAAUCGGUUUGGCAAAUUGCGACUGCAUGGAAACAUGCGCGUUGGAAAGGACCGGGAAUCGUGGCAAGAGUUGGAAUGCUACUUGUUUGCGGAGAUGCUCAUCUGUGUUAAGGAAAAGAAGGCCACCCAAUCAAACCAAUACGAAGAUCCAGAUAGGCGCAAACGAUCUCGUUGCACGUUGAAGGGUUCGAUAUUGAUCAAAAAGCACCUGAAGUCUCUGGAGGCAGGUGUCGAUGAACCCGUUCUCUCUUUGAACCUUUCUGUUAGCGAGCUUCCUUACUUCUAUCUGCGUUUCCAGUCUCGCCAGCAGUUGGAGAUGUGGCGCCGAGCCCUGAUGGAUUUACAUCCCGUGGAGAAUAUCUCACGCGCCAACGACUACGACCUGGAAAAUUCGGGUGCCGAGGAGGAUGAUUAUCGCAACAGCCGUGUUCAACGUCAGGCCUCAAUCAACUCGUCCUACGGAGCGGGCAAGUCAAGUAACACCGCCAUGACCGACUACAGCAAUCCCGAGACAGAAAAGCCUUCACUCGACUCAUUCCACGUUCCUAUUGAUAUUGUCGUGGUGAUUCCAGUUUCCUCGUCUAUGCAAGGCCUCAAGAUUACUUUGCUGCGCGACGCUCUGAAGUUCCUCGUCAUGAAUCUAGGCUCUCGGGACCGUAUGGGCUUGGUCACCUUUGGUUCAAGUGGCGGUGGAGUGCCUCUGGUGGGAAUGACCACCAAGAACUGGACUGGAUGGAAUAAGAUUCUCGACUCAAUUCGACCAGUUGGUCAGAAGAGUCUCCGCGCUGAUGUUGUCGAGGGUGCGAAUGUUGCGAUGGAUCUUUUGAUGCAGCGCAAGUUUACCAACCCCGUUUCAACCAUUCUUUUGAUCAGCGACUCUUCUACUGCAGACCCUGAAAGUGUUGAUUUCGUCGUAUCUCGCGCUGAGGCUGCCAAGGUCAGCCUUCACUCAUUUGGAUUGGGCCUGACCCACAAGCCGGAUACAAUAAUUGAGCUUUCCACUCGAACCAAGGGUUCUUAUUUAUACGUCAAGGACUGGAUGAUGCUGCGGGAAUGUGUUGCUGGAUGUCUCGGUGCUUUGCAGACAACGUCUCAUCAAAAUGUCAAGCUGAAGCUUCAUCUGCCUGAAGGCUCUCCUGCAAAGUUCGUUAAGAUCAGUGGAGCACUUCAUACUACCAAACGCGCUACCGGUAGGGAUGCGGAAGCCGCCCUGGGAGACCUUAGAUUUGGCGAUAAGCGCGACGUCUUAGUGCAGCUUGUAAUCUCACCUGACAAUGCCACACAGGAUAAUAUGCCCCAGGAUCCAUGGGAGAGCUUGGUUUCAGGUCUGGAGGCUUUGGGCGGUGGUCUUGACGGAGAUGAGCAACGUGUGCUUAGCGUGGAAGAGGUGCCAUUGAUCCAAGCUGAUCUGACCUAUGGUGAUCUUCUGCGUGAUGGUCAUCUUACCCACUCUCCUCGUCCUUCCCUCCUUGCUAUUACUAUGCUUCCACCGAACCCCAAGGCUAAGAACCAACGGCCCAUGACUCCUCCAAUUCCUCCUCAUCCUUCAAUUGUCCAGCGCCGUAUGGAGCUUCUCACUUCCGAUAUGUUGACCCGUGCCCUCACUCUCGUUUCUCGUGGCCAACAUGACCGUGGUCAGCAUCUCUUGAAUGAAACCAGAAGUAUCCUCAAGGGACUUGGUAAGGGUGGUCUACCACCUCUUCCUCCGGCCGCAUCCCGGCCCUCUGGUACCAGUGAUUCAGGCAGUCGCGGAGAUACCCCGAACUCCAGUUCCCCUAAAUCCUCCACCUUUGCAGACAGCCAAAUGUCAGCAUCAUCCGAUGCCGCUACCAUCACACCAGCAUCUUCGGUUGACUCCCACACAAUGACCGCCCUCAACGCUGAUCUCGACUCAGCGCUGGAAUGGAUCAACCACCCAGCUGUCUUUGGUCGCGAUUCUCGCAAGGCCGUUUUACAGAGCAUCGGCGUCAUCUCCUCACAACGUGCCUACACCUACCGCACACCCUCUGAAGCCCAUUGGGCCCAGCGGAUUUCUGGUGUCCGCCGGUUAACAGACCGAUCCAAAGGCUGGCGUGAAAUGGGUGACGAUGCGUUGACCGAAGAGUAA
Penicillium angulare is the source of this 2778-nucleotide messenger RNA. RefSeq names its product VWA and PH domain-containing protein. The transcript has 2 exons. NCBI's taxonomy places the organism in Eukaryota, Fungi, Ascomycota, Eurotiomycetes, Eurotiales, Aspergillaceae. The record is from RefSeq and is a predicted model, not a curated record. Bases 1 to 2778 code for a protein of 925 amino acids.